GUCGCAAGGGUACUUGGGUGUUCCAGGCCGAUGGCGAGUCUGACGCCUACGGCGGCAACAAGGGCGGUGACGGGAAGAAGAACAAGAAGCGCAACACUUACGAGGCCGAGCCCGCCCCUACGAUGUCUGCAGCCCAGUUGGAUGCGGCGGCGAACACUGAGAAGACACGCCUUGCUAAAGUGGCAGAGGAAGCAGCUCGUAAGGUUCGGGUGUGCUUGCAGGAGGUCGAGCAGAAGCGGACGAAGGUCAACAAGAUGCGCGAGCAGUUGGAUGAGGCGACUGACGCGCUGUUCACGGCUACGGCGGCGCAGGAGAAGGCGGAAACCGAGCGGAAUGACGCUGACCGCAUCUUGCGCGAGUUCAACCCCGAGCAAUGGAAGGCA
Messenger RNA from Prorocentrum cordatum, 383 nucleotides. NCBI's taxonomy places the organism in Eukaryota, Dinophyceae, Prorocentrales, Prorocentraceae. The record is from the annotation of a GenBank genome assembly.